CUGUCGCCAAAUUUCUCCAAAAUAUCUUCUUUAUAUUAAUCUAUUUGGGAUAUAUUACAAUAUUAAUUAGACUUGUUGUUCAUGUCAGUCUGCAGAGCUCACCUGUGGAUGAAUGACAGUUUAUAUGAGCGGUAGGCUGGAUCCGUUGAGUAAUGACUCGCGCGCUCUCAGUCAGCCUUCAGUGCGUUCAAUGGGUUAAUGGUGUGUGUGUGAGGAAUCUAUCUGCUUCUUUAUCACAGGAAUCAUCCUGAAAUUUCUUUCCGUGUGACCGGUAAUGUCCACUCACAGCUCGUGGAGAACCUUCUCCAUCUCUCCUGCUGAUCUGACUGCGAUGUUUAUUGGUCGUUGUUGGAGCUGUUGCGCGUGAUUUAUAACGCUCGUGUCACAGUCGAGCAGUUUUGGCUUGAAUUAAUUACAGACGGAAACUAUCGGCUGGGAUUCACUUGAUAUCAUGGAAGUACCGAAGAUUACCGGGGGUCAUUAGAGCUUAUUGAAGUUGGAGGAAGAGUCCAACUGGUUUUAUUGCUGGAAGUGAGACGCGUUGUUGGCGGAUAAUAAUCCGGAAAAUAGAGGAGGGCACUGUCCGCUCUCGCGCGCAUCCGAUGGAUAGAAAUAAUAGUGUAGCGAUAUAAUCGCGAACGAGAAGCGAGGAGAGUUCAUGAUCAGCGGUAUCAGCAGUGGGAUCGUUUGGAUAUCGGCAUUUGAGUGAUCACUUUAAAAGAUCCCCUAGAAGAACCAUUAAAGAGGACUUGCGCUGGGACAGAGUCUGGCUGUGGUGCUCCGGGACGGUCUGCUGCGCUCCGAGCUGGAGUGCGCUGUCUGAUGGAGAUUGCUGAAUUGGAUCCGGACCCUAGGAGAGAGGGGUCCGAUGGGAUGUUAGUCCCAGGCGGUGGUGGUGAGGAGCGUGUUGUGCUUCAGUAUCCUGUACAACAUGAUCAGUGUAGGGAGAAGAUGCCGUUCCACCAUGUGACGGCAGGACUGCUGUACAAGGGAAACUAUUUGAGUCGCUCUCUGUCUGAACACAGUAACAGCGAGCAGCUCGCCAACAUCUCCGUGGAGGAACUAGAUGAGAUCCGGGAGGCGUUCAGGGUACUGGAUCGGGAUGGAAAUGGGUUCAUCUCCAAGCAGGAGCUUGGCAUGGCCAUGCGCUCACUAGGGCACAUGCCUAGUGAAGUGGAGCUGGCAAUCAUCAUGCAGAGAUUGGACAUGGACGGUGAUGGACAAGUGGACUUUGACGAGUUCAUGACAAUACUUGGACCAAAGCUCCUCUCCUCUGAAACACGGGAAGGUUUCCUUGGAAACACGAUAGACAGCAUAUUCUGGCAGUUUGACAUGCAGCGAAUAACGCUGGAGGAGCUCAAGCACAUCCUGUUUCAUGCCUUCCGAGACCAUCUGACGAUGAAGGACAUCGAGAACAUCAUCAUCACUGAGGAGGAGAGCUUGAACGAGAACUCUGGGAACUGUCAGAUGGAGUUUGAGGGAGUUCAUUCCAAAAAGAAGAAUCGUCAGACGUGCGUGCGCAAGAGCCUCAUCUGCGCUUUCGCCAUGGCCUUCAUCAUCAGUGUCAUGCUCAUCGCGGCCAAUCAGAUGCUGCGCAAUGGCAUGGAGUAGCGACACCACUGUGAGCGGGGCGGAGCCUGCAUGUGCAUGUCUGUCGAUGAAGUCAUUUCCUAAAACUAUUGAACAGAAACCAACAACACUUGAGUAUUGAAACCAAACACCUCACUGUUGAAAAGAGGAGCUUUUUAUUCUAUUUUUAUUUUUUAUUCUCCCUUUACUUUUCCACAAGGACCAUCUGACACAGAAAGUGGCAGAGGAAGUGUAGACGCCUGCAUGUUUCGCAGGGCCUCAUCUUUCUGGCAGGGAUUUAAAGGGCUGACUUUAUGCGUUUUGUGACACCUCUGUUCCCAAAUGCAAUAACAUGCAGGAGUUCAUAAGCACCUCUUCUGCGUCGCUGUCUCCUCCGUGGCUCCAGAUUUCAGCGGGGAUUGGCUGAUGAGCUGUGCGACUGUGCUCGGGCCUGCUGGUGAGGUAGGAAAGCAAAAGUAAUUGGCAACUCAUUACACCUUUGCGAAGGGGAGUUGCAGCAUCCACUCUGGAGACUAUUUUGGUCUGCUCUCGCCAGAGCGCGUUCUGGCUCCGGAGACUGUGGGAGGUUGGGGAGAGUGUGUUCGAUGUAGUCCAUAAUUAAAUCCAUAUUCGUCAGCUCCAAAAAUCUAUGAGCUUGACUCAUAGAUUUGAAUCAAUUCGAAUGUGUUGUGAGAGGAAAAACAUUAGAUCUCAUAUUUCUCUGUCUAAUGCUUUUUCUACACCGGUGUUGAAAUGAGUCAGGGAUAAAAUUGUUGUUUAAUGUUUGAUACUUCUGGGCACACAAAGAAAAUCCAAAAUUGGAAAUUUAGUCGUUAGUUGUUAUUUCAUUCUAAAUCUGCAAGAUUUUCUUACGUGGAACACAAAAAGAAAAAUGACAAAGUAAUAGUAAUUCUUUUCCAUCCAAUUACAAGUAAUAGGGACCAGAAAUCAACUUAAAAACUCAAAGCUGCCUUAAAUUUACAUCUAAUUCACUUUAAUUCAUUUAGAUUCAAAUGACAUUAAACUCACUUAAAAAACCAAGUUCCAUAUAGCUAACCAAUUUCAACUUCGUUUGAUAAAUUGUAUAAAAUGUAACUUGAUUUUAUGUCGGUUUAAUAUCAUUUAAAUUUAAGUGACUAGUGAAGCCAAUUUCAUUUAACUUAACAACUUGAGGCAGCUUUUGAACAAAAACGUCAUUUUUUAUAGUGAAGAGCUCUAAGAUUUUAACAAAAACACUGAAAGUCUCAUUAAUGUGGUCCAUAAGAUCUGUGCAUGACAUCUUCAGAGGUCAUACAAUGACAUUGUGCGAGAAACCGUUAAAAAAAUAGUUUGUCAUUUACCUUUUCUCAAUUAAAUAUAUUUAGUCUAUUUCCACUAUAAAGCUUUAGUUCAAAAGCUGCCUUAAAUAAAACAAGUUUAAUUAAUUGGCUUUACAAGUCAUUUGAAUUUAAAUAAUAUUAAACAUACUUUGAAAAUAUUUUUUCCCCACAUAAUUUACAGUGUAAAAGGAAGUUUAAACUAGAUUUUUAGUUUAAUAUUGUUCAAGUUCAAAUUACUUGUAAAGCCAAUUAGAUUUAACUUAAAAAUUGAAAGCAGCUUUUCAACUAAAGUUUUAUGGUUGAAAUGGACAAUUUGUGACGGUGUUGAAACUAAUCAUGUCUGAUUGUGAGCCCGUCACUCUUUGAAUCAAUGAAUCAGUUGAACUGUUCUGAGUUUCCAAUUUGGAAUGAACUUUUUCUUUAAUUUGUUUGCCGUAAUACCUUUUGCGAUGCCCAUUUUCAGUUACUUCAAUACUGAAAGGUUCACGGUGACUCUUAAGGGAAUCUCAAUGGUGAAUUUUGGAUGCAGUGCUGUACCAUCAUCCUUCAUAUUGCACUCUUCAAGUUUUCACUAUCUCCAUUCGCACAUGCUUAAUCUUUUGAUUAAUAAUAUACAGUAUAUUUUAAAUUUAUGUCAGUCUUCUUUUUAAAGAAGCCUUCCUUUUAAAGGCUUGUAGUAAUAGCUGAUGGUUUUAUGUAGAGUUUACAUUUUUAUUUGAUCUCCCAUGUCUACAUAAACUCCACCGUAGCAUUGCAUUGUUGAUGUUUUAGUAGAUGUAUACAGGCACAGAAAUGAUUGUUCAACAAAACAGAUUCAAAUGGGAAGUUGACUGUAUUUCUUAUUUUGAUGGUAGAAACGCUGUGCCUGACACAGUCUUUAUGUUUCAUGUCUCCUCUUGACACCUGUAGAAAAUACACUGGUAUGUUCUUCACCGUAAAGUCUGCUUCUUCUUUAUUAUGCAUGUCAAAUUAGAUCUUGUAAAUAGACCUUCACGUGUGUGUUGGAUGAAGUCUGUUCGUGCAUGAUGGUUUUAACUGGUACAAUCUGCACAGAUCUUGUCGGGGAUACAAGGGGGGCUGAGAAAUCAAUACAUGUCUACCAGCUCUCAACCACCCCCCCCCCCCACCACACGAGACUAAAGCCAUAUUACUCUGCACAGAUGUACUGAAGGUGCAUACACAACUAUUGAAUGAAAACAGUUAAAUUUCAGCCAAACACUUUUUUCUCGUAUAUGGAUUCUGGUACAACAGCGACACCUGGUGGUUAAAGUUUAAAUGUGUGUCUGUGUGUGUUUGUAUUUGUAUUUUUUAAUGUCUGAUUCUUAAUAUAAGAUUAGCUUGUAGCAUUCAAAUAUGUAAAUGAGCUGGAUGGGCUGACAAAAUAAUAAUAUAUAGUAUGUGUUUGCAUAUUUAGAUGAUUUGGAUCAUCACAAGAAUGGUGAGAUAGAUGGGAAGCUGAGGAACCUUAGCCGAAAGGGUUUCAAUAAUACACAGAAAACCAUUUAUUUAAAAUUAUGUCAUGAUCUUAUAUCAAGACAGUAUUGUAAAAUAAACAUUUUGAUAAAUGGGACAGUAAUAUUGCUUCAAGAUAUAUUUGCCCCUGAUCAAAUCAGAUUUAACGUUAUACAGUAUAUAGAUCUAAACUGGGAUCUUUUUACAAUGGAGACGAUGGGGGAUGAACAUCAAGAGUAAUAUGGUGAUGAUGUUUCAACUGUAUGAUAUUAUUCUGUAUUAUAUUUACUAUGAUUAUUCACUUAUUAAAAAUAGAUCUGUACACUUUGCAUGCAGACAAUUUAUCUAAAUAGACAGUAGUUAAGACUGGGCUUGUUGCAAGCUGCUAUAGAUGAUUUUAUUAUAUUCAAAUAUGUACAGAACAAAUGCAUAGAGUUUAUGCAAUA
Messenger RNA from Triplophysa dalaica, 4786 nucleotides. It is a transcript of the gene caln1, whose product is annotated as calneuron 1. The transcript is spliced from 7 exons. The coding region runs from base 823 to 1611 and encodes 262 amino acids. The record is from RefSeq and is a predicted model, not a curated record. NCBI's taxonomy places the organism in Eukaryota, Metazoa, Chordata, Actinopteri, Cypriniformes, Nemacheilidae. Gene Ontology annotation, molecular function: calcium ion binding.